AUGGCUAAGGCCCUUGCGGCCACGCCAGGCAAAGACAUUAUCCCCACGAACUCAGGCGAGCUCCCGGCACCAAUUGACACGCUCGCAAAGCCUCCAUUCAUAUCGACUACUGACGUUGUUCUGGGAGUUCAUGCGUGUGGUGUUCCAGCAGAGCAUCCAGUCGCGGUUGGCAGCGGCGUUGUUCUGUCCCCUGUAGACGAUUGCCUCCUUAGAUGGGCCCAUGAGGCGGCCCCGGACAUGGAGGAACCCGGCCCACUGCCCAUUCUGGAUAACUUGAGGGUAAGGGGAGCGCCACGUGUCGCCCUCCCAAGUGUUGCUGAGGACGAAUGA
This is a messenger RNA of Striga asiatica, 330 nucleotides long. The record is from the annotation of a GenBank genome assembly. NCBI's taxonomy places the organism in Eukaryota, Viridiplantae, Streptophyta, Magnoliopsida, Lamiales, Orobanchaceae.